Molecule: messenger RNA, 4060 nt
Organism: Perognathus longimembris pacificus (Pacific pocket mouse)
Lineage: Eukaryota; Metazoa; Chordata; Mammalia; Rodentia; Heteromyidae
Gene: Washc4
Product: WASH complex subunit 4
Exons: 33
Coding region: 85-3606 (1173 amino acids)
Biological process (GO): endosome organization; endosomal transport
Cellular component (GO): WASH complex; endosome
Source: RefSeq, a predicted model, not a curated record
GCCGCUGGGGUGAGGCUGGCGGCGUCGCUCCCCCUCCUGGCUGCUCGGGGCUGUGUCUGUCUGUGAGUGGCGCCGGCCGGGGUGAUGGCGGUGGAGACUCUGUCCCCAGACUGGGAGUUUGACCGCGUGGAUGACGGCUCACAGAAAAUUCAUGCUGAAGUCCAACUUAAGAAUUAUGGGAAGUUUCUUGAGGAAUAUACAUCCCAACUGAGAAGAAUUGAGGAUGCUCUGGAUGAUUCAAUUGGUGAUGUUUGGGAUUUCAACCUUGACCCUAUAGCAUUAAAGCUUUUGCCUUAUGAACAGUCUUCCCUUUUGGAGCUCAUCAAGACUGAAAACAAGGUCUUAAACAAAGUCAUCACUGUUUAUGCUGCACUUUGCUGUGAAAUCAAGAAGUUAAAAUAUGAGGCGGAAACCAAGUUUUACAAUGGUCUCUUGUUUUAUGGAGAAGGUGCUACAGAUUCUAGCAUGAUGGAAGGUGAUUGUCAAAUUCAAAUGGGAAGAUUUAUUUCAUUUUUACAGGAACUCUCUUGUUUUGUUACGAGGUGCUAUGAAGUGGUGAUGAAUGUGGUGCAUCAAUUGGCUGCCCUCUACAUCAGUAACAAGAUUGCACCGAAAAUCAUAGAGACAACUGGUGUUCAUUUUCAGACUAUGUAUGAGCAUUUGGGAGAACUGCUAACAGUUUUGCUCACCCUGGAUGAAAUUAUUGAUAACCACAUCACACUGAAAGACCACUGGACUAUGUACAAAAGGUUAUUGAAAUCUGUCCAUCACAAUCCUUCAAAAUUUGGAAUUCAGGAAGAAAAAUUAAAGCCAUUUGAAAAGUUUUUGCUGAAGCUAGAAGGACAGUUACUUGAUGGAAUGAUAUUCCAGGCAUGUAUAGAACAGCAGUUUGAUUCUCUAAAUGGAGGAGUGUCUGUGUCAAAAAAUAGCACUUUUGCUGAAGAAUUUGCACACAGCAUUCGCUCAAUUUUUGCAAAUGUGGAAGCCAAACUUGGAGAACCUUCUGAAAUUGACCAGAGAGACAAGUAUGUUGGAAUUUGUGGACUGUUUGUACUGCACUUUCAAAUUUUUCGAACUGUUGAUAAAAAAUUUUAUAAGUCUUUAUUGGACAUUUGUAAGAAGGUACCAGCCAUCACUCUAACUGCUAAUAUUAUUUGGUUUCCUGAUAAUUUUCUGAUCCAGAAAGUAUCAGCAGCUGCCAAACUUCUGGACAAAAAAAGUCUUCAAGCCAUUAAAAUACACAGAGAUACUUUUCUACAGCAGAAAGCUCAGUCUCUUACCAAAGAUGUACAGUCUUACUACAUCUUUGUGAGCUCAUGGAUGAUGAAAAUGGAGUCUAUUUUAUCUAAAGAGCAGAGAAUGGAUAAAUUUGCUGAAGACCUCACCAAUAGAUGCAAUGUUUUUAUACAGGGCUUCUUGUAUGCAUAUGGUAUUAGUACCAUUAUUAAAACCACAAUGAAUCUUUACAUGUCCAUGCAAAAGCCAAUGACUAAAACUUCAGUUAAGGCAUUGUGCAGGCUAAUUGAACUUCUCAAGGCAAUAGAGCAUAUGUUCUACAGGAGAAGCAUGGUUGUGGCUGAUUCAGUUUCCCAUAUAACACAGCACCUUCAACAUCAAGCUCUUAAUUCUAUUUCAAUAGCCAAGAAAAGAGUAAUUUCAGACAAAAAAUAUAGUGAACAGCGUCUUGAUGUGCUCUCUGCUUUAGUUUUGGCUGAAAACACUUUAAAUGGACCAAGCACAAAACAACGACGACUGAUUGUUUCUUUGGCACUAAGCGUUGGCACACAAAUGAAAACAUUUAAAGAUGAAGAACUCUUUCCCCUUCAAGUAGUUAUGAAAAAGCUGGAUCUUAUCAGUGAACUUAGAGAACGAGUACAAACACAAUGUGACUGUUGUUUUCUAUACUGGCAUCGAGCUGUCUUCCCAAUUUAUUUAGAUGAUGUAUAUGAAAAUGCCGUUGAUGCAGCUAGAUUACAUUAUAUGUUCAGUGCUUUACGAGACUGUGUUCCUGCUAUGAUGCAUGCAAGGCAUUUAGAGUCAUAUGAGGUACUUCUGGAUUGUUAUGACAAGGAAAUUAUGGAAAUUUUAAAUGAGCAUUUACUGGACAAGUUGUGCAAAGAAAUUGAGAAGGAUCUGCGACUUUCUGUGCACACUCAUUUAAAGCUGGAUGACCGAAACCCUUUCAAAGUUGGCAUGAAAGACCUUGCUCUCUUUUUUUCUCUGAAUCCAAUUCGAUUUUUCAAUCGCUUUAUUGACAUCCGAGCAUAUGUAACUCACUACUUGGAUAAGACUUUCUACAAUCUCACAACAGUAGCUCUUCAUGACUGGGCCACUUACAGUGAAAUGAGAAAUUUGGCUACUCAGCGUUAUGGAUUAGUUAUGACAGAAGCACAUCUUCCUAGUCAGACUUUGGAACAGGGCCUUGAUGUUUUGGAAAUCAUGAGAAACAUUCACAUAUUUGUGUCUCGGUACCUCUAUAAUCUCAAUAACCAGAUUUUUAUUGAACGAACAAGCAAUAAUAAACAUUUGAAUACUAUUAAUAUUCGGCAUAUUGCUAAUUCAAUUCGAACACAUGGCACAGGAAUCAUGAAUACCACAGUUAAUUUCACCUACCAGUUUUUGAAAAAGAAAUUCUAUAUCUUUAGCCAGUUUAUGUAUGAUGAGCAUAUCAAAUCCAGAUUGAUUAAAGAUAUUCGGUUUUUCAGGGAAAUCAAGGACCAAAAUGAUCAUAAGUAUCCUUUUGAUAGAGCAGAAAAAUUCAAUAGAGGCAUUAGAAAACUUGGAAUCACACCAGAGGGACAGAGCUACCUUGAUCAGUUCAGGCAACUUAUCAGCCAAAUUGGUAAUGCUAUGGGCUAUGUACGAAUGAUAAGAUCUGGUGGUCUUCAUUGUAGCAGCAAUGCCAUUAGAUUUGUACCUGAUCUUGAAGAUAUUGUAAAUUUUGAAGAAUUAGUAAAAGAAGAAGGUCUUGCAGAAGAAACAUUAAAAGCGGCAAGGCAUUUGGACUCUGUCCUCAGUGAUCAUACACGAAAUUCUGCAGAAGGUACAGAAUAUUUUAAAAUGCUUGUUGAUGUUUUUGCACCGGAGUUUCGAAGGCCCAAGAACAUACAUCUUCGAAAUUUCUAUAUCAUUGUUCCUCCUCUAACCCUCAACUUUGUAGAACAUUCCAUUAGUUGCAAGGAGAAAUUGAAUAAAAAAAAUAAAAUUGGAGCUGCCUUUACUGAUGAUGGUUUUGCUAUGGGUGUGGCUUACAUCCUAAAGCUUUUGGAUCAGUACCAAGAGUUUGAUUCGCUUCACUGGUUCCAGUCUGUUAGAGAGAAAUAUGUAAAGGAGAUAAGAGCAGUUGCUAAGCAACAGAACAUACAGUCAACUAGUCAAGAUGAAAAACUACUACAAACCAUGAAUCUCACUCAGAAGCGACUGGAUGUCUAUCUACAGGAGUUUGAAUUGCUGUACUUCUCACUGAGCAGUGCAAGAAUUUUCUUCAGAGCAGACAAGACUGCAGCUGAAGAGAACCAAGAAAAGAAAGAGAAGGAAGAAGAAACUAAAACAGGCAAUGGAGAUGUGUCUGACAGCACUGUGACUGCUGAUCCUGUUGUGAAAUGAGGUUGAAGUCAUCAAAGUUGGGCUCAUAACUUUUACCACUGAAAUGGACGUAUAAGCUGUUAUGAAUUGUUUCCUGGGACACAUAUCUGGAAGGUAUUUACACAUUGCAGCUCUUUAAGGCAGCCCUCUAAAGUUCAAAUUUAAAAAGUUCUACUUUUCAAAGGCUGAGAAUAAGAUUUUAAAAUUGGAGUUUUGCUUGGACCUAAAGCUGGAAGAUGUUCUUAGGAGCAGUUAUUUAAAAUGAAGUCAUAGCAGGGCAGAUCUGAAUUCCUAAACUCUCGCCUCAGAGCUCUUAUAAUCUUGUGUGUAAUUCAUAUUUACACAGGUCUUUCAUCAAUAUUUAUCUCCAGUCAUUGCAAAAUCAGUGCAUAUAUUUUAUAUAGCCAGUAAAUAUAUGAUAAAACAAAGAUUUGAGCUUGAAAUUCAUGAAGCAUACAUAUUAAUAUGCUUAUGA